AUGACUGUAGACAGAGAUGUAGGUGGGACACCACUGGGCUCAGUGGAGAGGUGUCUAGGAGACAGCCUGGUCCUGCUGGUCCAGCAGACUGUCGGUAAAGAGACCAUCUGGCUGCUCCCUCAGGCCCAGUGGGAGGCAGGGGAGACUCUCCGACAGACAGCAGAGAGAGGCCUCAGCAGCCUGCCAGAGGCUGAUUUCAAGGCUACGUUCCUUGGCAAACCCUGUGGAGUGUACAGGUACACAUUCCCCAAAGAGGUCCGGACAGAGCGCUGCGUGGGAGCCAAGGUCUUC
Messenger RNA from Oncorhynchus keta (chum salmon), 291 nucleotides. Its product is annotated as 39S ribosomal protein L46, mitochondrial-like. The record is from RefSeq and is a predicted model, not a curated record. Lineage: Eukaryota; Metazoa; Chordata; Actinopteri; Salmoniformes; Salmonidae. Gene Ontology annotation, molecular function: structural constituent of ribosome. Gene Ontology annotation, cellular component: mitochondrial large ribosomal subunit.